AUGGCUCUGACUCGGAUAUGUUGGCGUCUAUCACCCCCGGUACGGUUACUUCGGAGGACAGUAAAAGUUAACACGCGAUGGAACUCCACCCUCGUUCCCAACACCGAGGCCGGGAACGUCGCACCCACCACUAAACAUACCAAAAUCGAGAAAAUAAUCCUCGACCACAUCAAGACUACGGGGCCGAUUUCAUUCGCCACGUAUAUGCAACUAUGCCUGUCGCAUCCUACAGACGGGUACUAUAUGAACCCUGAACAUAAAGUCUUUGGCUCCGGAGGGGACUUUAUUACCAGCCCAGAAAUCAGUCAGACUUUUGGAGAGCUAGUUGCACUUUGGCUACUGCAGGAGUUUAGGAAGAGUGGGAAGGAUGUCCCGCUGCGCCUCGUUGAACUGGGACCGGGGAAAGGAACACUCAUGGGUGAUAUCUUGAGGGUCGUCCGGAAGUUCGAACCGCACAAACAAAUCAAUGUGCACCUAGUCGAAACGAGUCCUACCAUGCGAGCGCUACAAAAAAACCAUCUUUCCGACACUCCUGGCGUACACAUUCACUGGCACAACUCCAUCAACGAGUUGGUGCCCAGCGCGUCAGAGUACACCAUGCUCGUCGCGCACGAAUUUUUUGACGCGUUGCCAGUGCAUGUCCUUCAGAAAUCAAAAGACACAGGCGUGUGGCAUGAAGUCUUGAUCGCGUCAACUGAAGAAGUGGACAGGGCUCAAUCUCAGUCUCAAUCUCAUGCCUCCGAAUCUGAAACACCUGCCUCCCCCACCUCUGAUGUACCUGCAGCUUUCUCAACCGCUACAACGGAAACUCCUCCCCCUCCCUCCCCUUCAUCGUCAUCAUCGUCGUCUCCAACAACAGAAAGUAUAACACCGCCUCCACUAUCGACACCGCCCCAGCCGCCCACGCCAUCUUCACCGUAUCCCCUCCGGCGGGUUCUUGCGUCGAAGCCCUCUUCCGCCAGCACAGUACUCGGUCUUUCAUCCCCCCGGUUCAGUGAGCUUUCCGCGGGGUCGUUAUUGGAGGUGUCACCAACGUCGUACAGAGUCGCAAGGAAGGUUGGAGAGCUGCUGGCCACUGGUACAAGUAACGACGGGACAAAUGAAGUAGAGAGUGGUAAAGAAAAUCCUAUAGGUGGGUGUGGACUGAUCAUUGACUAUGGAGGCGCAUCCGCCUAUGGUGACUCCCUGCGGGCGUUCAAGAACCAUGCGAUUGUCGAUGUAUUCCAUGAACCUGGGCAAUGUGAUAUAACCGCAAACGUCGAUUUCGCGUUUCUGCGAGAGGCAAUGGCUGACAUCGUGACCCCUCUUGGUCCUAUUCCGCAAGGCGUCUUCCUAGCACGCAUGGGCCUCGGUCUGCGUCUGCGCACAUUGUUGCAGGCCGCGAGCACAGAAGAGCGGAGGCAGGAAAUACAUUCUGCAGCGAUGCGACUGAUUGAUCCCAAGGGAAUGGGUGGAGAGUACAAGGUCCUUGGAAUCACGAGUGGCGUGUCAAAAGGUGUCGAAGAGCCAUGGCCGUUUGUCGUGGGUGAAGCAAAAGAACAGAAGUAG
Molecule: messenger RNA, 1548 nt
Organism: Psilocybe cubensis
Lineage: Eukaryota; Fungi; Basidiomycota; Agaricomycetes; Agaricales; Agrocybaceae
Exons: 7
Coding region: 1-1548 (515 amino acids)
Biological process (GO): mitochondrial respiratory chain complex I assembly
Cellular component (GO): mitochondrion
Molecular function (GO): protein-arginine omega-N symmetric methyltransferase activity
Source: RefSeq, a predicted model, not a curated record